Manis pentadactyla (Chinese pangolin) is the source of this 4874-nucleotide messenger RNA. RefSeq names its product cerebellin 3 precursor (gene CBLN3). The coding region runs from base 471 to 1088 and encodes 205 amino acids. Gene Ontology annotation, molecular function: protein binding. The transcript has 3 exons. The record is from RefSeq and is a predicted model, not a curated record. Lineage: Eukaryota; Metazoa; Chordata; Mammalia; Pholidota; Manidae.
UGAGGGGUUUUGAGGAAGAAAGGAAUGAGAAGGGGGAGGGGCUGUCGGAGCUGUCUCUGGCACAUACAGGCACGCACACGUUCUCACAGAAACACCCAAGUUCUCCAUUAUGCCAGGUCCAGCCUUGACUGCUCUCCGGAGCGGCUGCCCUGGGAUUCUGUCCGUAGCCCUCCUGUCUGGCCCUGUCUGGCUGCUUCAUCCCUCCUCUCCCUCCUAGAGCCCACCUGCUGUCAUUUCAUGCCCUGCCAAGGAGGAGGGAAUUGCAGUGACAGCAGGAGUCAGAGACAGGACAGUCGUGGGGCAGAGAGGUAUGGGGAGGGAGAUGCUGGGACCAGGUGACAGUGAGACCCUGACGGAGGGCUGAGGAGCAGGGUGAGGGGUGGAGAGGGUCUGGCGGGGAGCAGAAACUGAAAGGAACAGAAAGAAGGAGAAGCAGACAGCAGGACUGUGGGUCAGAGAGCCGGUGAACCAUGCUGGGAGCAAAGCCACACUGGCCACAAGGUCUCCCACCCAGCCACCCGCUGCCCUUGGCCCUAAUGCUUCUGGCCCUGGGGACUGGGUGGGCCCAAGAGGGAGCAGACCCUGUCCUCCUGGAGGGGGAGUGCCUGGUAGUCUGCGAACCAGGCCGAGCUGCUGCAGGGGGACCUGGGGGAGCAGCCCUGGGAGAGGCACCUCCUGGAAGAGUGGCAUUUGCUGCAGUCCGAAGCCACCACCAUGAGCCAGCAGGGGAGAUCAGCAAUGGCACCAGUGGGGCCAUCUACUUCGAUCAGGUCCUGGUGAACGAGGGUGGUGGCUUUGACCGGGCCUCAGGCUCCUUCGUGGCCCCUGUCCGGGGUGUCUACAGCUUCCGAUUCCAUGUGGUGAAGGUAUACAACCGCCAAACUGUCCAGGUAAGCCUGAUGCUGAACACAUGGCCUGUCAUCUCAGCCUUUGCCAACGACCCUGAUGUGACCCGGGAGGCAGCCACUAGCUCUGUGUUACUCCCACUGGACCCUGGGGACAGGGUGUCCCUGCGCCUGCGUCGGGGGAACCUCCUGGGUGGCUGGAAGUAUUCAAGCUUCUCUGGCUUCCUCAUCUUCCCUCUCUGAGGGCUCAAGCCUUUCAGGGAUAGGAAUAUAGGUCCUGCCCUCUCUUGUCCCAGAAGCAGCAUCUUUGGGGUAGGAGAGACUCCCUCUAGCUGUCUGUAUUCCACUGCCUUGCAUGGGACCCUGUGCCAAAUACCCAAAGAGAAGGUAGAGCUGCAGUGUCUGGGGAUCUGGCCCCUCUGACCUGCCCCUGACCCCAAUUGCCCUCCCAGCCUCCCACUCAUCUCUUCAUGCCUGCAGCCCUAGGGUCAGGGCAGGGCUCGGCAGGUAGGAAGGCCUGUGCUACUUUGCAGACUCUGCUCCUUCUGUUCCCCUGCCCCCAGCUUCCUGCUCAGUGCUAUUUGGGGACAAGUGAACCUGACAGGCCCCCACAGGUGCCCAGAUGGACCAGCCUCAGCAUACCCUGCAUGCUCCUUCCUGUGAGGAGUGCCAGCAUCAUGGAUCUGGGCCAGCACAGUCAGAGCUUAGCCAGAACCAUAUGGGCUAGGGCGGGAGGAUCAGCCACCAGGAGUGUGGAGAGGGCCACAGAGCAGCCUGGCCCCUGUGACUGGUGGGGCAGGAAGGGGGCCUGUGCCCAGCCUGAACAUGGAUGGUACACAUUUUUCAUGUGCAUUAGGACAGCCAGUAAGCAGGGAACCCAAGCGUCCAUCUGCCAGGUCCCAUAUGAACUCUGGCCCUCAUCUCCUCACCCAAGACAUAAGGUGUGUGUGUUUGCUCUGAGCCAAGAGCAGGUGUACCAAGCUUUCUCAGAUAGCUGGAGGUACGGGUAGAAGGUCACACGUGGGCAAGUAUAGAUCUCCAGGUAUGGAACACACCAGUGACUGUGGUCACGUCCCAGAACCGCUCCACCCUUGUAGUCUGAACUUCAGUAACUCCACACCCUGACAACCACCUCCUUCCUCCCAGCUCUCAGAACGUACGCUGUACCUGUUCCAGACUAUCCCACAACCUCCUUCUUCUCCCGAUUUAUACUGUCUUAUCCUCCUUCUUAAACUUCCUACUACCUUGGAUUCCAUGAUUCAAGCCCCUCUUCUUCAGCCACUCUCCUGCCACGAUUAUAAACUUAGAUUGCUGUCCCAUUGGCCCAGCAUGGAUGAAUCUAUCAAUAAAGCAACUAGAGAAUGACGGUCAAUGAGAAACUGUAGGAUCACUAGAGAGAGAAGGUGCCAUUACAAUUUGGAUCAGGGGUUAUAGGACACAAGCAGGUAUACUGUAGAGAAAAUAAAUCUAAAACUGCUUAUUAAAGUCAAAUAAAAAGGGGGGUUAAUAAUGCUUGAAUUAAAUAGAAAAUACCAAUCUGAAUUUGUGGUUUUUUACAAGAAAUAACUUCUUCAAACUUUCUCACUAUAGUAGCAUAGAAACAACAUCAGGCAAAAUCUGACAUAUAUUCUUAACACCUGGAUCUUUGCCUCAGCUAUUAUUCACCUUUAAACAAACUCAGAGUUCCUUGGAGAAUAGCUCCAUGUCUUAAAUAACUCUAGGCCUGGAGCAUGUUGUUGAUGACAGAAAGUAAGGAAACUUCUCAAAAUGUUAGAGUAGAGCUGAAAAAGCAAAGGAACCAAUUUUUAAAAGUCUUCCAACCUGACAUGUGGUGACAAUUUGAUCAUCAGAAGGAAAAUGAUAUAGUUAAUUAGAGCAAGGUGAACUUUUAAAGUGCAUGACUUCGUAGUGAUACUCAAAAAGGAAAAAGUCUCUAUAAAAUGUGGGAAAAGGUGGUUAAUAUGCUGAGUGAAGAAUAAAUAUAAUAAGAUUUUUUGGUUAAUUUUGGUAAGUAGAAGAGUAUAAAUACAGCAAGUAUUUUAUUUAUUCAUAAGGUAAAUUUCUUUUUCUUAAUCUGUAUAAGAAGCCAUGAGUGAUAUUCCAGAAAAAAUUGGAACUGUACCAAGAAUGAAAGAGACUGAUUGGUGCCAUCUGGAUAUACAUUACAACUAGGGAGAAAGAGUCCAACAGUGUGCUACAAAAUGAUGAAUCAGUCAAACAUCCAAAAGAUAACUGCUCACUGCUCAAACUUAAUCCUUCAUCUCUUGGGAAAGGGAACCUCUCUGUCAUCAUACUAACUAUAAUGAGAUUACAGUAAGAGUAAAGCCCAAAAUAAUAGUAACUUAAAUAAAAUCGAAAGUUAUUUGUGUCUCACGUAGAAAAAUUUUCAAAUAGAGUCCAGGGAUGGAUGGCAGUUUUACGAUCAUAACAGCCCAGUUUUCCUUCUUGCUAUUCUACUGUCUUUAACAUGUCACCUCAUAACCCAAGAUGGCUUCUUGAGUUCCAGUCAUUACAUCAGGCUUACAGCCCCAGUGAGGAGGAAGAAAGGGCACCCCCCUUUGCUUAAAAGAAGCUUUCUGAGAAGUACAGCCAACAUUUCUGAUUGCAUCUCACUGGCAAUAAUUUAAUCACACCUGGCCACAGGAAAAGAGACUAGGAAAUAAUCUUUAUUCCAGGUAGCCAUGCCCCACUAGAAGUCGGGAGUUUUGUAUUAAGGAGGAUGAGGAAACUGCAUAUUGGGAAAAACAACCAUAUGUUUUUUAAAAUGCAAGGGAGCUAAAUAAAUUUAUGAAUAAUGAUAGUCAUUGUAUUGUUUUUUUGUUGUGUAACAAAUAACAAUAAAUUUAGUAGCUUAAUACUGUUAGGCUGGAGAAAGGAAAAACAAGGACAUGCUAACAGAACAGAGAGAUGUCAUAGGGGGAGAACAGACCAGACCCCAAAAUCCGUGCUGUAUAUGGAAAGGGGACAGCUCUCCCUGAAUUCCAUCCUGAUGUGCCAACUAAGACCCGGAUGUCAGCCUCCUCCCUCUUGGAAGGAAAAAAAGUUUCUAGUUGUCUAUUAUGUCACCUUUAGCCAAUCAUACCUCUCCACACCCCUUAGGAUAGCUUGCCCACUCCUCCCCUUCCUAACCCCUUAUAAGCCCCCCACCUCCCUAACCGGGCGUGACUUCUCUGGUGGGAGAACAUCACCCGGGGGUAUUUAAAUAAAUUACCUGGCCCUUUGUUGCCUCUCGUUGCCUGCUUAUUACUGCUUAUUAUGGCUAAAAUUUAUCUUACAAAUACAACACCUAUUAUUAUCUCACAAUUUCUGCAGGUCAGAAGUUCAGCAGAACAUGACUGAAUUCUCUCUUUGGGGUUUCAUAAGUCAAAAGCAAGGUAUAGACAGAGCUGCCUUCCUUGCUGAAGGUUAAAAAUCCACUUCCAAACUCAUUCAGAAUUCAGUUCCUUAUGGUUGUAGGACUGAGGCCUCCUCCACCUUUCAGCCAACAAUGUCACACCAGGUCCUUCUCACACUUGGAAUCUCUCUGUCCUACCCUUCUGAGACAGGGACCAUGGGUGUAGUCAGAGUAGGGUGAGGGCCUCCAGAAAAAGCAAGGCAGGAUAUUUACAGUCAGAGCAAUGUAACUACAUGCAAGGAAACCCCCUACCAAAACUCUGUGUUACACCAAUAAGCUCUAGAGUCAUUCUUCAGUGAGAUCAUUAAUAUUCCCCAGAUAAAGAAAAGUAGCACAUGUUUUAUUAUGCUAACUGUGGGUAAAAUUGAAAUAUUUCCAGAAUUUCUCGCCUGGCUUUGGUGCAUCUGCAUAUCAACAGGAGUACAGAGGUGUAAACAAGUAGACUUUUGUGCAUUUGCAUCUUUCCUCAGUGGUGGAGAAGUUCAUCUCCAUAGCAGUGGGUAAUUACCAGGGCAACAGAGGGCUUAUCUGUACCUGAGAGGUGAGGGGGAGGGCCAGUGUUGUGGCUUCUGGAGCAGGAGAGAGAGAUGAGUCAGACUGCAGUUUUGUAAGCAAUAAAUGGGUUUUAAACUUUA